Molecule: messenger RNA, 414 nt
Organism: Copidosoma floridanum
Lineage: Eukaryota; Metazoa; Arthropoda; Insecta; Hymenoptera; Encyrtidae
Product: histone H3.1-like
Cellular component (GO): nucleosome
Molecular function (GO): structural constituent of chromatin; protein heterodimerization activity; DNA binding
Source: RefSeq, a predicted model, not a curated record
ACAAUGGCUCGCACGAAGCAAACUGCCCGCAAAUCUACUGGUGGGAAAGCCCCCAGGAAGCAAUUGGCUACCAAAGCUGCUCGCAAAAGCGCACCAGCUACCGGAGGUGUGAAGAAACCUCAUCGCUUUAGACCGGGAACUGUUGCUCUCCGAGAAAUUCGUCGUUACCAGAAAAGCACGGAGCUUCUGCUGCGCAAAUUGCCCUUCCAGCGCCUAGUUCGUGAAGUGGCUCAGGACUUCAAAACUGACCUUCGCUUCCAAAGCUCUGCUGUAAUGGCACUCCAAGAAGCUUGUGAAGCGUACCUCGUUGGAUUGUUCGAGGAUACGAACCUAUGUGCCAUUCACGCCAAAAGGGUUACCAUCAUGCCCAAGGACGUUCAGCUAGCAAGGCGUAUUCGUGGAGAACGUGCUUAA